Molecule: messenger RNA, 570 nt
Organism: Prunus armeniaca (apricot)
Lineage: Eukaryota; Viridiplantae; Streptophyta; Magnoliopsida; Rosales; Rosaceae
Source: the annotation of a GenBank genome assembly
AUGGGCAACCAAAUAAAAAACAUAAUCUUGAAGGCUUCGUUAGAAAGGCUUCCUUCAUUCAAAGAUGAGAUUGGCAAGUUGUUGACUACCCUUGACAAUGUAGGGGCGGACGUCUCAUCCCUACGAGCUAUGAUUGAUGCACUUAUGGUAACCGCAGUUGACUAUUGUUCUGCACACUCUGCUUACUCCCAAAAGCUGUCUCCCGAGGUUCAAAGUGAUCAUUUAGCUGCUGUCGACUCUUCACUUUCUGUUGCCUUGGCUCUGCAACAAGCUGAAGAGGUUCAUCAAUUUUCUAUACUUGAGUCUAUUAAAUCUGCCAACACAUGUAUGGAGGAGUUGAAGAGAGAACAAGAGCAAUUGGAGUCAAGACUGCGUCAAUUAAACGAAUCACUUUCAAAGAGUGAUGCACAACUUUCUUAUCAUCAUGGUGAGGUUGCCCGUUUGAGAGAGGAUAAGAAUGCAGUUGAAGAAGCUCCUGUAUUAUCCACUGCCGAUGCUGAGACUUUAGAUGCGUUACGAGUUUCUUUUGAGAGAUUGCGUAACGGCUUCAAGGACUUGUCUUGGGAAUAG